Messenger RNA from Syngnathus typhle (broad-nosed pipefish), 988 nucleotides. RefSeq names its product apolipoprotein A-Ib (gene apoa1b). The transcript has 4 exons. The record is from RefSeq and is a predicted model, not a curated record. Gene Ontology annotation, cellular component: extracellular region. Lineage: Eukaryota; Metazoa; Chordata; Actinopteri; Syngnathiformes; Syngnathidae. Gene Ontology annotation, biological process: lipid transport; lipoprotein metabolic process. Gene Ontology annotation, molecular function: lipid binding. The coding region runs from base 52 to 849 and encodes 265 amino acids.
UGCUCCUGCUCAAGUUGACAGUCUCCUCAAGAACUCCACCAGACCUCCAUCAUGAAGUUUGUUGCUCUCGCUAUCACUUUGCUGCUGGCCGUUGGCUGCCAGGCUGCUUCUCUGCAGGCUGAUGCACCCAGCUCCCUGGCCCAUGCCCGGGCUGUUGUUGACGUCUAUCUGACUCAAAUGAAAGAAAGUGUCAAAAAUGCCUUGGGUCACCUUGAUGAUACAGAGUACAAAGAAUUUAAAGACGUAAUCAGCCUUCGCUUGGAUGAUCUUCACCUUCAGCUCAAAACCGUACAGGAAUCCGUCGCUCCCGUCACCGACGGUGUGGUUGCGACACUCAGUGAUGUUACUCAAACCUUCAGAGAUAAUGUCAAGAAGGACGUUGAUGCCUUGGAGGUGCAACUCGCCCCCUACAAAACAAAGCUGAACGAGGUUGUUAACAAACACAUCGAAGAGUACCGCGCGCUUCUGGAGCCUGUGAUCACAGAGUACCAGGCCCAGCACGAUGCUCAGAUGAAUGUUCUGAAAGCCAAGCUGGAGCCCAUUGUGGAAGACCUGCGCAACAAGAUCUCCGUCAACGUUGAGGAGACCAAGACCGCUCUCGUGCCCAUCAUUGAAGCUGUGCGCACCAAGGUGGAUGCUCGUCUGGUGGAGCUGAGAGAGAUGAUUGGUCCAUACGUGGGGGAAUACAAAGACCAGAUUGGAAAGGCCUACGCCCAUGCCAGAUCUAUCAAAGCAGAAGAUCUCACUGCUCUGAGAGAGAAGAUUAACCCACUGGUUGAAGAUGUCAAGACGAAACUCCAAACUAUCUUCCAGAACAUCUUCCAAACCUUCAGUGCUAGUGAAGCAUAAUUUGAAUGAAAACGUACACACUUAGCACAUGCAUGCUUUCGUUGGGCUAUCACAAGCGGAUCUGUGAUGAUGCUUGUCUCAUGAAACCUGUUCUGGCAAAAGACAGCUGAAUAAACAUCUGACUGUUUAUGAAAACCUU